AUGGGACGCGCUUCUUUGGCGAACUUGUUAAUCUUUGGGUUCCUGGCAAUCGUUGCCAAGGCCGUCUACACGACCAAGCUCGUGCCGUACGAGGAGAACGGCAAGAGCUAUCAGUGCAAAUGCUCGCCGGCGGACGACUGCUGGCCCAAGGCUAACUUGUGGGAUGCCCUCAACAUCACUGUCGGGGGCAACCUUAUUAAGAACGUGCCGCCUGCCGCUGUCUGCUACAACCAGUACCGCGGUGUUUCAACAUUCGACGCAGGCAAAUGCGCUGAAGCCACGGCUAAGUGGACUGAUGAAAGAUGGCAGAUCUCCCAGCCAGCAUCGCAACUCUGGACCUGGGGCAGCAACAACACCUGCGAACUCACGACAGAUCCGACCAAGACGUGCACUCUGGGCAACUACCCCGAGUAUGUGAUCAUCGCCAGGAAUAAAAUGCACAUCAAGGCCGGUGUCGACUUUGCGAGAACCAAGAACUUGCGCCUGGUGAUCCGCAACACGGGCCACGACUUUGAGGGCCGGAGCGCGGGCGCCGGCUCGCUGGCCAUCAACACCCACAACUUCAAGGACAUCUCUUUCGUUAACAACUACGCGGGCCCUGGCGAUUACAAGGGACCUGCGAUGACCAUCGGCGCCGGCGUGCAGGGUUACGAGAUUUCUGAUGCGGCGCAUGCGAGGAAUCCGCCUCAGAAUGUUGUUACGGGCGAGUGCGAGACUGUUGGCGUUGCUGGAGGCUUUAUGGGAGGCGGUGGCCACGGCCCUCUGAGCGGUCUCUAUGGAUUCGGUGCCGAUAACGCGCUGUCGUUCGAAGUUCUCACGGCGGCCGGAGAUUUCAUCACUGCCAACCAGAACAGCAACUCCGACCUCUACUACGCUCUUAAGGGCGGUGGUCCCGGAAACUACGCCGUCGUCUUGUCAGUCACCUUGAAGACUUACCCUGAUACCACGCGCGGAGCCGCUCUCUUCCUAAACGUCAACGCAACCACCGGAGCCAACUUCACCCAAGUCACAAAGGCAGUGAACAAGCUCCACGAACUCGGCAACCAGAUGGUCGACCAGGGUCUCUACGCCAUCUACGAGUUGUAUCCUCCCGUCAUCGGAGGUGCCCUCCACAUCCAGCCGAUUAUGGGCAUGAACAAGACAGCUGCGCAGCUCACCGCUAUCAUGCAGCCUCUUUUCUCCUACCUCGACUCCGAAGGCAUCCCGUACGACACCGGCGUCAAGGAAUACCCCAACUACUACACCCUUUUCCACGACUUCUUCGAGCCCGAGGCCGCCGCUCAGAACGGUCUCACCGGAGGCUGGGUUUUCACCCACCAAGACAUGCAGCAGAGCAACCAGGCCGCUGUUGCGGAUGCCAUCCAGCUUGCACUGGCACCCGCAUCAGACAAGUUCGGCAUCGUCAUUAGCCAUCUCUUCGACCCUGGAAUGACAGUGAAGACGCCGCAGAGCGCAACCCACCCAAAGUGGAGGGGCGCAACCAUGCGCACAAUGGCCAUUCUGCCUCAGGCCCUGGACGCGACAUGGGCUCAGAAGCUGGCCCUGAACGACUUGAUGGUGAACACAAUCACCGAGAAGUUUAAGCAAGCCGCCCCCAACGGCUUAGCCUACGUGAACGAGAAUUAUGCAUUCAUGAAGAACUGGCAAGACGCCUUCUGGGGACCCAUUUACCCCACGCUGGCCGCGACGAAGAAGAAGUGGGACCCGAACGGCGUCUUCUUUUCCUGGUCUACCCCGGGCAGCGAGGACUGGACUGUCGUUGACUACCUGAAAAGGUUGUGCAAGAAGAAGUAA
Colletotrichum chrysophilum is the source of this 1794-nucleotide messenger RNA. RefSeq lists its product as uncharacterized. Gene Ontology annotation, molecular function: FAD binding; oxidoreductase activity. The record is from RefSeq and is a predicted model, not a curated record. The coding region runs from base 1 to 1794 and encodes 597 amino acids. The transcript is spliced from 4 exons. NCBI's taxonomy places the organism in Eukaryota, Fungi, Ascomycota, Sordariomycetes, Glomerellales, Glomerellaceae.